AUGAAUUUUGGUGAAGGAGAUGAAGGUGCGGAUGACGAAGAAUCUUUAUCUUCCUCAAGAAUUUUUCUUUGGCAUGGUACUGACUCUGAUAAGAAAGAGAGUCUUGUUAAUUGGAGAGAGCUGCUAUUGCCAAAUAUAUUUGAAAUCUGGUCACCUCCCAAUGGUAUUGCUAUUAUAGACAGAUUCCCAAAUGUUGUAAUUAAAGAUACUGAGGUCCAUAAAUCUUCUAAAGUUUGUAGUUUGUGGAAGAAUAGUUCAAGACUUGCUUCAGUCAACAGAAUCAGCAACAUAAAGAAGAUUAGCCUAGUCAGCAGUCCAAUCAGCUUUAUAAAGAAGAUUAGCCUAGUCAGCAGUCCAAUCAGCUUUGAAAUACAAAUUCAUCAAAUGGCUCAAAGUGGUUUGGAGUCUGAAAAUCCUUCAAGUCCGUUUUAUUUGCAUCCAAGUGAGAAUCCAUCUUUGAUUCUCGUUUCUCCUGUACUUAAUGGUCAGAAUUAUCAUUCAUGGGCAAGAUCCAUGAGAAUGUGCUUAUUAUCUAAAAAUAAGCUUAAAUUUGUUAAUGGAAGCAUUCCUGUUCCAUCUGUAAAUGCUGAAAUUUACCCUGCUUGGGAACGCUGCAACACAAUGGUGGUUUCUUGGAUUUUAAGAUCACUUUCUCCUUCAAUUGCACAAAGUAUCUUAUGGAUUGAUACAGCUAUAGAUGUCUGGAAACAUUUAUUUGACAGAUUCUCUCAAGGUAAUGCUAUUCGUGUAUCUGAUUUACAGGAAGAAAUUUAUGCAUAUAAACAGAAUAAUUUGUCAAUAACUGACUACUUUACUCAGUUAAAGAUCUUAUGGGAUGAAUAUGUAAAUCUUAGAAUGUUGCCUGUGUGUACUUGUGUUCCACAGUGUCAAUGUGAUGCUAUGAAAUCUGUUAAAAAUCAGCAGGAUGCAGAUUAUGUCAUAAAGUUUCUUAAGGGUUUGAAUGAAAAUUAUGGCACAAUUAAGACUCAAGUUUUGAUGUUAGAUCCUCUACCAAAGAUAAAUAAGGUUUUUUCUUUAGUUUUGCAACAUGAAAGGUAG
Messenger RNA from Mercurialis annua (annual mercury), 1059 nucleotides. RefSeq lists its product as uncharacterized. Lineage: Eukaryota; Viridiplantae; Streptophyta; Magnoliopsida; Malpighiales; Euphorbiaceae. Bases 1 to 1059 code for a protein of 352 amino acids. The record is from RefSeq and is a predicted model, not a curated record. The transcript has 6 exons.